Molecule: messenger RNA, 1173 nt
Organism: Vespula vulgaris
Lineage: Eukaryota; Metazoa; Arthropoda; Insecta; Hymenoptera; Vespidae
Gene: Nrk1
Product: nicotinamide riboside kinase 1
Exons: 1
Coding region: 267-860 (197 amino acids)
Cellular component (GO): cytoplasm
Source: RefSeq, a predicted model, not a curated record
UAAAAAAAAUGAUGAUAUUAAUAAUUAAUUAUUAAAUGUAAUAAUCUUCCAAUACGAUUACAAUGUAUUACAUAAUAAUAUGCAUAGAUAAUUAUCACAAUGAUAUUUAAUAUUAUAGUUAUUACUUUAUACAUGUGUGAUUCGUGAAAAACAUUUAUAUCAGGAAAUACUUGCUAGUUAUCAUAUAAUAAAAUUAUAUAACAAUUAGAUAUAAUCAUAAUUUGACAUUAUAAUAUAUUGUAAAGUUAAUGUUUUAAAAAUUAACAAUGAACAGAAAAAACUGGUUGAUAGUUGGUAUCUCAGGAGUAACAUGUAGCGGAAAAAGUACCUUAGCUAAAGAACUACAUAGAAAGUUAGAUGAUUCUAUUGUAAUACAUCAAGAUAAUUAUUUUUUACCUCCACAUGAUCCAAGGCACAUUAAAAUUCCAACAUUAAAUCAUAUUAACUGGGAAAUUUUAUCAAGCUUGGAUAUGAACAAAAUGUAUUCAGAUAUUUUAAACUUGAUAGAGUCUAAGCCAAAAAAAUCGGAUAAAUCUGAAAAAAAGUUAAGACGAGUAUUAAUAUUAGAAGGUUUCUUAUUAUUUGGGUUUAAACCGAUCUCAAAUUUAUGCGAACUUAAAUAUUUUCUUACGUUGACCAAAGAAGAGUGUUGGAAACGUAGAAGCAUCAGAACAUAUUGUCCUGCUGAUGUUCCAGGAUAUUUUGAUGCUUUUGUUUGGCCAGAAUAUUUGAAACAUCUAUCAGUAAUUACACAAGAUGACCAGGCAUCUAUAGAAUUAAUUUUCAUUGAUGGAACAAUGAAGUCACAUGAAAUGAUUCAAAUGGUUUUAUCAAAAAUUCAAGAUUUGAUAGUAUGUUAAAACAUUAAUAUACUAUCAUUCCUAAACAAAUGCUUAUAGAGAUUAGUUUUUGUAUUAGCAACUACAACUGUCGUACUUUAUUAUAAGGAUAAACCAAAAGAAAAAGAAAAACGAAGAACAAAUUUAUUUCUACUUACAGUUCAAAAUAGAUUAACAAGAAUCAAUUAAAAAUCUUAAGUUUAUAUUUUUAUUAUUAAGCACAAAAUUAUUUGCGUAACAGUUUACUGUUAUCGUGUUAUUAAAGAUAUUACAUGCUUUGGUAAUUUCAUAUUUGAAACAUCUAAUAUAAAAAGACACUUUCAUUUUUCACUGU